Messenger RNA from Ilex paraguariensis (yerba mate), 432 nucleotides. The record is from the annotation of a GenBank genome assembly. Lineage: Eukaryota; Viridiplantae; Streptophyta; Magnoliopsida; Aquifoliales; Aquifoliaceae.
AUGACAGAAGAAAUAUUUGGGCCAUUGCUUCCAGUAAUUACAUUGUCGAAAAUUGAAGAUAGUAUUCAAUUUAUCAAGUCAAGGCCUAAGGCUCUCACUAUUUAUGCCUUCACCAACAAUGAAACAUUCAAGAAAAGGGUGAUAUCUGAGACAUCUUCAGGAAGUGUGACAUUUAAUGACGCUGUAAUCCAGUAUGCAGCAGAUACUAUCCCAUUUGGAGGAACUGGUGAAAGUGGAUUUGGCAAGUACCAUGGAAAAUUCUCUUUUGAUAACUUCACCCAUGAAAAGGCAGUUCUAAGUAGAAGCUUCCUAACAGACUUUUGGUUCAGAUACCCUCCAUGGAAUGACCACAAGUUGCAGCUCUUUAAGUCAAUUUACAGAUUUGAUUAUCUUGGCAUUCUUCUCACCAUGUUGGGCUUCAACAAAUCUUAA